Varroa destructor (honeybee mite) is the source of this 3363-nucleotide messenger RNA. RefSeq names its product tax1-binding protein 3 homolog. Gene Ontology annotation, molecular function: protein kinase binding. The record is from RefSeq and is a predicted model, not a curated record. Gene Ontology annotation, biological process: receptor clustering; cell-cell adhesion; embryo development. NCBI's taxonomy places the organism in Eukaryota, Metazoa, Arthropoda, Arachnida, Mesostigmata, Varroidae. Gene Ontology annotation, cellular component: cell junction; basolateral plasma membrane.
CCGAACGGUGGGGUCAGCCAGCGCAUACUCUCUUUUAUCUGUUUCAUAUACAUUUGUCUCUGAUUCCUUGGAGGUAUUCCCUCUCUCCAGGAUGAGCUCAUUUUUAGGCCGUUUUCUGUAGUGUGAUGGUUCUGCGCGUGUUCAUGAAAUAACCUAAUGAACGUCCAUCCGUUAGUCGUGUUUAGCAACUAGUAAUUCUGUGAGCGAGUGGAAUCGAACUUGUUAUGUACGAAGGCCCUUCUGCGAUUGCAACUUCUGAACCGAAGGUGCUCUGCGUACAUUAAAUAUAAGUUCAAAGUUUUGUUUAAAAGCUGCACUAGAAACUUGAAAGAAACCGGAAUAUCAUAGUGGCGAUGGCGUUCAACCACGAAGCAGGAACAGCUAUGGAGUGCCUUAGCAUACCAAUUCGACUGGCAAAGGAGGUUACGAUCGACGCUGAAGGUCGUGAAGUAACGCGUUGCGGUUUUCGGAUCGGUGGUGGCAUCGACCAAGACUAUACGAAGAGUCCUCAAGGUUACACAGACAACGGGGUCUAUGUUACGGAGGUGUAUGAGAAUUCACCAGCGCAGCAUUGCGGCUUAAAGGAACACGAUAAGAUUUUGCAGGUUAACGGCUAUGACUUCACGAUGGUGACCCACCGCAAGGCGGUCGAAUAUAUAAAGCGCAACAAUGUACUCAACAUGCUUGUCGCACGAAAGGGCGUCACACACUCAUAAACAAAACGUGGUAAAAGAAGUUAUUCUUAUAGAGUAUAUGUGUCAAUGCGUAUAAACAAGAAAAAAGCAUCAAAAAAAGCCCUAAAAUGAAUGUUGUCAACGACGAGUACCUCAGUCAGAGAGAAACCGUCAUCCACCGUUCGGCCAUUUACCCGCCAAGAGGACACACGAAUCAGGCCAUCAACUUUCAGGAAGCGGGUAAGCACUCCUGCGACACCUAAGUGAUAUUUUUACUUACUGAAUAAUAUAAUAGGUCAAAGCAGUCGAUUAUAGCCCAGCGUGGUCAUGUAACCGUGUCAUAUAAUUAUAAUGAGCGACCGUACCUAAGUUCUGCUAUAAUAAUAAUUAAACAUAUACUGUUGAUGAUUGCAAAGAUUUAGUAGAGUAUAGCGUAACUGUGGAAGGAACGUCUGGCUCCGUGAUUUUAUGACAAUGCCGUCGUAUGAUGCAUGCGUAUCGUACAAUGUCCACGGCGCGACUAGCGGAACUGAGCGAUAAAUGUUACAGCAUUGUUGUGAAUUUCACUGAACAAAGUAUACAAAGAACUACGUUAGUGCGUCAACCCCAAAUAAAAAUCGACCUAAAUUCUGAUACUAAGCAUACCAUUUUUAGAAAUAAGGUAUAAUGCGUAUUGUUAUUCGACGAACAGCGACAAAACAGGGGUAGCAAUAAAGCAGAGAUUACUUUACGCUAGAACAUACAAAUGAUUUGAUAAUUGAGUUGAUUCCGUACGUUUCGUGAUCGGAUAGUUUCAUAUAUCUAUAGCCAUCAUCAUAACCGCGCUCGAGCUCGAGAUAUAAUGUAACGAGAGAAUUGUACGCAGAAUAGAAUCGCAUAUAUAUAUGAUUAGUAGUUGAGGAUGCAGGCGGUGCACACGAAAAAUCUAGAUGAAUGUACCGAUUAGGUAUGAAAAUGUGCUGAAACUGUGGAACAAACAAACGAUCUGAGAGUGCCUAAGAAUAACAGGGACAGACAAACACUUUGGUUAGCCACGAAAUCUAUGCAGACUUAUUUCUGCCGAGUAUAAAGUUGUGAUAUCUCUGUGGUAUUGCUAUCAGUUGGAUGAUUGAAUCGGCUUGGUUAAAUUACGCGGUUCCCUUUAAGCCUGGAAUGCCAGUUAACUGUUCAAGAACGGCAGAGUGGUUUAGCAUCUCACCUGCGAAAAAAAAGUCCAGUGAUUAUUUGGGUGUUCCAAAACAAUCGCUUUGUGAUUGUGCUGAAAUGGUGCCCUUUAGUCUGACUGCUGUAGAAAAUUUACGACUCUGAAACUUACCAAGCAGCUUUAGAUGGGGCUUGUGCGAGGUAUCGCGUUGAAGGCAAAGUCAUUUAUGUCAGUGGCAAUGAUUAGAGAGUCGUACAAUUCAACUAAAGACCAAUCGUACGGGUCUUAAAUCGAUUCCACCAGGUCGCGCAACGAUUAUGAAUAGUUAGAUAGUGAAUCAAGGAAGUCGCUCGUGUAAUAAGUAUGGUUCCUGUGUGAGAUCAUAUAUAUAGAUAUAUAUAUAUAUAAGUUGUACUCGCGUUUGAUGUUGUGAUCUUGAAGCAUUUCCUUCCUGCAUACCUAAUUAUCUCAAACUGCGUUAAAAGAAUAUUGUAUCCUGUGCAGUUGUUAAACUGCUCAAAAGGGGAUAUUCUAUUUUUACGCGUGAAACUCUCAUAGUGACUAUCAGUUUGGUGUCUAUGCUUAAUGUGUCAUCUCAUAGUUAUUCACCAUGUAUGUAUUAAUAAUUCUACGGAAAAGCGCAAAUUUAUAUUAUUUAAUUUAAUUAUUUAGAACCAAUUAAAAGCAGUUAGCAAAAAUCUAUAUAGCCUAUUGUAAGUAUAGUAAAGCUUCAGCUCAGGUAUGUUUGUACUAUAGACUCAGUUGACUAACGAUAUGAUUAAUUAACAUCGUACCGCCAAUUAAAUAGAAAAUGAUAAAUGAGGGUACGUUGUAGUCCUACUGUCAAAAAAACAUCAAGUUUGAAUGCCAUUAUAAUCCGACAAAAAUAAUCCAGGUACAGCUGAGCCACUAUCCGUCUGUAACACAAGCCAGAGUAACCUAGACCAAGAUUGUACGCCACAAGUUAUUGAUCUGUAUGAUAACUUCAGUGGACCGAUCUAAUAACGUUACAUAUAUUAAGUGUUCUCCUCUGUGCCCAAACGAAAUUUAAAAAUAGCUUGAAAGUUCCACAGGUUUCUGUCACUUCACGACUUCUCAUUACGACUAGCAACUACCGAUUCCACAAACUAUAUACCUUCUGUAUGCAGUUAUGGGCAUAUAGAACGCAUCGAAGCUACCAGCAUAUAUUUAACUAUCAUCUAAAGAAGCGUCUUCAAAUUGACAAUUACGACAGCUCAGCCCAUUGCGUUUGAUGUUUACCUCGACGCACCCCCGACUACGAUGUACAAUCUUCGGCCGGGGCCAUUGCGCCAGCUUUAUAUAAUCCAUAUAUAUAUUAAACAGACAGAAAAAUAGUCACUGAGCGAGGUAAGCAAACACCGGAGCUACGACGCGCUGAAUAAGUUUUAGUGGACCCCUAUUUAUAUGGUGGAGUAAAUCUAUUGAGUAUUAUGAUUGGGUAUGUACAUAGUUCUGUACGUUUGUAUGCAAAUGCAGAUGAAAUGAGUAUAAAGAAAAAAUAAACGUGUGAUAUCCACUCGCGUA